AUGGGCGACGAACCUCGCUCCCUCAAAGCCGUCUUCGCGGAUGCCGAAGCCAAGCGCCUCGCCCUCGAUGGCUCACAGUUGCCCCAAAACUCUCCAGAAUACCAAGCCACGGUGUCCUCGGCUGUGAAACUGUACCAAGAGUGUCUCAGUUUGAUCGAUGCCCUCUCCCUCUUCAGCCCGAACGAGUCGCUUGAGGACCUGUCGACCACAGACCUCCCAUUCCUCCUUACGAACUUUCAUCUCGCCGAACUCACCCAGAAACUUUCUUCUCCGUCACCCCAAGAACACGUCCAGGAACGCAAGAGCCUACUUGCAUCUGCCCGUGAGGCCUACGAGCGCUACCUACACCUCCUCGACAACUACGGUCUCCUUCAAACCGCCCACCAGAAACUCUUCAAACAGUACACCGAGGCGCCCACCGCCUUUAGCACCGUACCCACCUCGAACCCAGCCGCUCGCCGGGAUGCCAAGAUCGCCAAUCUCAAAACCGAGAAGGAGCUUCGCGCCAAGCUCGAGUUUCUCCGCCGUCGCCCAGACUAUGGAACCGAGGACGACCAUAAAGGAGGCACCACCGGUGGCGGGGACGAAGCUGCCGUCCGUGAGGUGCACCUCGCCAAUCUCCAAUACAGCACGCACAUAGCCUUCCAGGCUCUCGACGGUCUCAAUCGAGAGUGCGAGAUCCUCGCGCUGGCACCCCCCAACCCAAGCUUGCGCGGCGGGCUCAAUGUAUGGGAAGAGGAAGAUACGCGCCGACGCCAGAGGUACGGUGGGUUGGGCGACACUAAGAAGCCCGACUACAGCGAGCGGUUGGACCGGCCGCUGCGCGCGUCGCAGGGGCUGCCCGGGGGACCGCUGCUGUCAAAAGAGGGAAAGCCGCUGCAGCCGUUUACGCUCCUGAAUAACCGGCAGGAGCUGGCCAGGGGUGUGUUUAGACCUGGACACAACCUGCCAACCAUGACAAUCGACGAGUACCUGGAGGAGGAGCGGCGGCGGGGCGGAAUCAUCGAGGGCGGUGGCGAGGCGAGCUGGCAUCGGCCGGAACCGGAUGAGGAUGACAUUGAGAAGGCGGAUGAGGAGACGAUGAAGGCGCGGGCAUGGGAUGAGUUUGUCGAGGCGAAUCCCAAAGGGAGCGGAAAUACCUUGAAUAGGGGCUAG
Parathielavia appendiculata is the source of this 1155-nucleotide messenger RNA. RefSeq names its product TAP42-like protein. NCBI's taxonomy places the organism in Eukaryota, Fungi, Ascomycota, Sordariomycetes, Sordariales, Chaetomiaceae. The record is from RefSeq and is a predicted model, not a curated record. The coding region runs from base 1 to 1155 and encodes 384 amino acids. Gene Ontology annotation, cellular component: cytosol. The transcript has a single exon. Gene Ontology annotation, biological process: regulation of dephosphorylation; regulation of signal transduction. Gene Ontology annotation, molecular function: protein phosphatase 2A binding.